This is a messenger RNA of Ctenopharyngodon idella (grass carp), 2568 nucleotides long. It is a transcript of the gene kat7b, whose product is annotated as K(lysine) acetyltransferase 7b. Gene Ontology annotation, biological process: regulation of DNA-templated transcription. Gene Ontology annotation, molecular function: histone acetyltransferase activity; zinc ion binding. Gene Ontology annotation, cellular component: nucleus. NCBI's taxonomy places the organism in Eukaryota, Metazoa, Chordata, Actinopteri, Cypriniformes, Xenocyprididae. The record is from RefSeq and is a predicted model, not a curated record.
CCGCUGUGGUCCAGUGUGGCGCGAGUCGCGAGAGAGUGAACAAUUGGCGAGAACAGAAACACACAAACUUAUGAACACACUGCUGCUGUAUUAUAUCAGAUAACACAUAACAAAUAUACCCGUUUAACAAACGUGUGAAAAGGACAGCGGUUGGAUUUAUCAGAGGGAACAUGCCGCGGAGAAAGAGAACAGCAGGCAGUAGUUCAGACGGGACUGCAGAUUCUGAUGACUCUGGAGAUCAUGAGAAGACCGACAGCUCCCAUAGUGAAGCCAAUCAGCGCAAUAACACCCGUCUGACCCGAGCGUCACUGCGCCUAAGCCAAAGCUCUCAAGAUGCUCCACCGGAUGUGAAGCAAGCAGCAGAGAGAGACGAGUCUCCCCCCAGGACGCCCACAGGAAACGCCCCCUCAUCUGAAUCAGACAUCGACAUAUCCAGCCCCAAUGCAUCCCACGAUGAGAGCGUGACUAAAGACCAGAAAGACUCUGGCAGCGAUCCCUCUCAUCGUCCAAAACGCCGCCGCUUUCAUGAGAGCUACAACUUCAAUAUGAAGUGCCCCACACCUGGGUGCAAUUCUCUGGGACAUUUAACAGGGAAACAUGAGCGACAUUUCUCCAUAUCAGGAUGCCCUCUCUACCAUAACCUGUCAGCAGAUGAGUGCAAGGUGAAAGCCAUCGAGCGUGAGAAACAAGAGGAAGAGCGCAGUCAGGGGCAGAAUGAGGAGAACAGACACGCUACUCGACAUCAGGCACCAACUCCAAGACAGGUUCGAUAUAAAGAGAAGGUCAUGGAGAUGAGGAAGAGGAGGGAUUCUGGCCUGACAAAAGACCAAAAAGAAAAGUAUAUGGAGCACAGACAGACACAUGGCACAACUCGAGAACCACUGCUGGAGAACAUCACCAGUGAUUAUGAUCUGGAGCUCUUCAGAAAAGCUCAAGCCCGCGCAUCAGAGGAUCUGGAGAAGCUGCGUCUGCAGGGUCAGAUCACAGAGGGCAGUAACAUGAUCAAGACCAUCUUAUUUGGCCGUUAUGAGCUAGACACUUGGUACCACUCUCCCUACCCUGAGGAAUAUGCCCGUCUGGGGCGUCUGUAUGUCUGUGAGUUCUGCCUCAAGUACAUGAAGAGCCAGACCAUCCUGCGCAGACAUAUGGCCAAAUGUGUGUGGAAACACCCUCCUGGUGAUGAAGUCUACAGAAAAGGUGCCAUCUCUGUGUUUGAGGUUGAUGGGAAAAAGAACAAGAUCUAUUGCCAGAACCUCUGUUUGCUGGCCAAGCUGUUCCUGGACCAUAAAACACUGUACUAUGAUGUGGAGCCUUUCCUGUUUUAUGUCAUGACUGAAGCUGAUAACACAGGCUGUCACCUCGUGGGAUAUUUCUCAAAGGAGAAGAACUCGUUCCUGAAUUACAAUGUGUCUUGCAUCCUGACAAUGCCACAGUACAUGAGACAGGGCUAUGGCAAGAUGCUGAUUGAUUUUAGUUACCUGCUGUCGAAGGUUGAAGAGAAGGUUGGUUCUCCUGAGCGCCCUCUAUCGGAUUUGGGCUUAAUCAGUUAUCGCAGCUAUUGGAAGGAAGUUCUGCUGCGGUACAUGUACAACUUCAAGGGCAAAGAGAUCUCCAUCAAAGAGAUCAGUCAAGAGACUGCAGUGAACCCUGUGGACAUUGUCAGUACACUGCAGUCACUUCAGAUGCUCAAGUACUGGAAGGGGAAGCAUCUAGUCUUGAAACGACAGGACCUGAUUGAUGAGUGGAAGGCCAAAGAGACCAAAAGAGGCAACAACAACAAGACCAUUGACCCCAGCUCUCUGAAAUGGACCCCUCCCAAAGGAACCUAACGGACUUCCAUGUUACAUUUUACACUUAACUGCCGUUAAAUCUUUUUAUGACUCCAUCAAUGUCUUUUGCAAUGGCUUCAGCUGUUGUCAUUUUUGUCUCUUUUUAUGUGCUCUUUGUAACUCUGGAAUCUCUCACAUUUGUUUUAUACAGUGCUAUUUAUUUUUUGAAGUCUCAGAAUUUUUCUCCGGCCAAAGUAUUUUCUUUGCCCCAGCAUAUAUUUUAAAAUUAGAAGUAUUUUGAUUUUUUUUUAAAGCAAAAAAUAGUUUCAAUCAAUAGAAUGUAGAAAAAAAAAUGGGGCCUUACAAAAAGACUUUAGAUUUACAUUAUUACACAUUCUUUAUUUUCUUCAAACAUUGUUUCUUGGUUUGUUUGUGUUGAAAGAUUUGUGAAAAUGUUUUCAUGUAAAUCAGAACGGAGAAAAAAAAACUCAUUUUUGAUAAAUACUUUUAUUGUGUCACAUUUAAUAUCUAAAGCAAGACAUUUACUUGCUUAAAAAUGCUCCCAAAUGAUGUUCUCAUUAGGUAUAAUGUUGGUUCCAGUGAAGAGUCAAAAAUAAUUGUAUUCUGAUACACUGAGGCUAGUGAAGUCUGUAAUACAGCAUUGGAAAAUGUCAUCAGUAGUACUGCAGUCUGUCCCAUUCCUCUUGAAGAUCUGCUGUGAGAAAAACUUGAUUUCAGAUUUAUAAACUUCUGGUUCAUUUCAUCAUUUUUGCAUAAAUACAGUUCUUAUACAGUUCUA